Molecule: messenger RNA, 3202 nt
Organism: Chelonoidis abingdonii (Abingdon island giant tortoise)
Lineage: Eukaryota; Metazoa; Chordata; Testudines; Testudinidae
Gene: ARSI
Product: arylsulfatase family member I
Molecular function (GO): sulfuric ester hydrolase activity
Source: RefSeq, a predicted model, not a curated record
CUUCUCCUCCAGUCUGUUCAGGAGGGAACUUUCGCUCUUUUCCCCUCUGGCUCUGCCCUCAUCACUUGGUUUGCAGUCUGAGCAAAGCUAAGCAGGGAGCUUCCAGAGCUCUUUGUUCAGUUUUGAAAAACUUCAGGGAUUCUUGAGGGAGCUAAUUUGGAAGAAGCGGAAGGGGGGAAAGGAAAAACAAAAGAAAACAAAGGAAGGAAGAAAAGAGAAUAAUGGUGAUCUGGUCUUGCCAAGAAAUCUUUUCAGUGCAAACUGUGAAGAAGGGAGAACCUGGCUCAUCACGGUGGGGUGAGGUAGAGGACUCAGCAGCUGUGGGCUUGAACUUUGGCUCCAUCUUCCACUGGAGUUUACAUAAAAAGAACAUCUUCUGCUGAGGCAGGGCUCAAUGAGCCAUUUGGCUAGCCUGGCAUUCAAACAGCUGAAUGGGACAAGAAUCCAACAACCUCUAGCCGGGUUUUUGGGUGGUUGUAUUAAAAUCGAGACAUUGCAGCACUUUUGGAAACUUAAUAACAUCACAGAGGAAAUUAACUUUAUGGUGCAUGUGUCUUUGACUGUUUCAGGUUGAAGAUUAUUUUCUUUUUACUGAAAACAGCUCUACAGCACUGGUGGAUUUAAUUGCUUUUUUUUUUUUAAAGGAGAGAGAGAGUUGUUUGUAUAAAACCUGCCAAAGGAUUUGAAAGAACAAACCCUAGGUUGGGAGGGUAGAUUGUGAUUUAUUUUGGAGGAGGAGGAAGAGAUCUCCUAUCAGUGGAAGAUGCUUGGAUAAUAAUCUUCCUUAGAAGUCUGAAUGCUUGGUUCAGCAUGGCUGUUUAUGCUCUCACAGGUUUCUCGCUAGUCAGCCUGCUUAGUUUUGGCUACUUGUCCUGGGAUUGGAUGAAACCCAGCUUGGUAACAGAUGUUUCCAUGGACCCAAUGGAGAAAUCCCUCCCUCCUGCCUUUUCCAAGCCACCUCACAUCAUCUUCAUUCUGACUGAUGACCAGGGGUACCAUGAUAUUGGGUACCAUGACUCAGACAUACAGACACCAAUGCUAGACAGGCUAGCAGCAGAAGGAGUUAAACUGGAGAAUUAUUAUAUCCAGCCCAUCUGCACCCCAUCAAGGAGCCAACUUAUAACGGGCAGGUACCAGAUCCACACGGGCCUUCAGCACUCCAUCAUCCGGCCCCGGCAGCCCAACUGCCUGCCCCUGGAUCAGGUCACGCUGCCCCAAAAGCUGCAGGAAGCCGGCUACUCGACGCAUAUGGUGGGAAAGUGGCACCUUGGCUUCUACAAAAAGGAAUGCCUGCCCACCCGCCGAGGCUUUGACACCUUUCUGGGCUCCCUGACAGGCAAUGUGGAUUACUACACCUACGACAACUGCGACGGACCCGGCGUCUGCGGCUAUGAUCUGCAUGAAGGGGAGAACGUAGCAUGGGACCAAAGUGGGAAGUACUCAACCUUCCUCUAUGCCCAGCGAGUGAGGAAGAUCCUGGCCACCCAUAACCCCAAGGAGCCCAUCUUUAUCUAUGUGGCGUUCCAAGCCGUGCACACGCCCCUGCAGUCCCCCAAAGAGUACAUCUACCGCUACCGCUCCAUGGGCAAUGUGGCUCGGCGCAAAUACGCCGCGAUGGUGUCGUGUAUGGAUGAGGCCGUGAGAAACAUCACCUGGGCACUCAAAAAGUACGGUUACUAUGACAACAGCGUGAUUGUGUUCUCCACAGACAAUGGCGGGCAGACAUUUUCUGGGGGAAGCAACUGGCCUCUGCGAGGCCGCAAAGGGACCUACUGGGAAGGCGGGGUCCGUGGCAUUGGCUUUGUCCACAGCCCCCUGAUCAAACGCAAGCGCAGGACCAGCUGGGCCCUGGUCCACAUCACAGACUGGUACCCUACGCUGGUGACCCUGGCUGGGGGCAACAUGUCUGAAGCUGAGGGCCUGGAUGGGUACAAUGUGUGGCCGGCCAUCAGUGAGGGCAAGGAGUCCCCGCGCACCGAAAUCCUACACAACAUUGACCCCCUCUACAACCACGCCAAGCACGGCUCCCUGAAGGGCGGCUUUGGCAUAUGGAACACAGCUGUGCAGGCCUCCAUACGGGUGAGGGAAUGGAAGCUGCUGACUGGUGACCCUGGCUACAGUGACUGGAUCCCGCCUCAGAUGCUGACCAACUUCCCAGGGAGUUGGUGGAACUUGGAGCGGUUGACAGACAGCGUGCGCAAAUCCGUCUGGCUCUUCAACAUCACGGCCGACCCCUACGAGCGCGAUGAUCUGUCGGACCAGCGCCCGGACGUGGUCAGGGCUCUCUUGAAGAGGCUGGCCCAUUACAACCGGACUGCAAUCCCAGUUAGGUACCCGGCCGAGAACCCCCGGGCCCACCCGGACUUCAAUGGUGGUGCCUGGGGGCCAUGGGCCAGCGAGGAGGAAGCGGAGGAUUGGGAGGGAGGUGGCGGGCUGCUGAGAAAUAAAAACGAGAAGAAGAAGUGCAAGAUCUGCAAGCUGCGCUCCUUUUUCCGGAAGCUGAACACCAGGCUGAUGUCAAACCGCAUCUGAUGGGGCUGCUGCAGAGCUCCAGAUGCAGCUGCUCAAGGUGGGUGUUCCAAAUGGCCAGGACAAUGGGAGGGAGAGAGGCAGAUGGCCACAGAGCCAGUAGCGCCCUCUCAUUUUUCCUUGUCCCAGUGGACAUAUGCACAGGGCCAGCCACGCACAACAGCCUCCAGAUGUCUUUUCCUCUGGUCUCCCCCAAAUUGAGCAACCUGUAGGGAUAGCCAUCCGGUCUGCAAGGAGCAGGUGUCCAGGUUAGGGUGGCUGAGGGAGAGUGACGGAGGUCCUGCAAUCCUGUUUAGUGGAUGUUACAUUGGUCGCAGGUUGUCGAACUGUCCAGCUCGUUCCAAUGCAAAAGAAUGACCCUGGUCUUAAGCGACCAGGGACCAGUUCAAAUACACCAUCCUGGGAGCAAAGCUUUAAAAGCAGAUCAAACCAAUGGUACUCGAAGCUGCAUGGGGAUGUUUUCAUGUGGUUCAUAUGAGGAUGGCUGGCCUGCUGAAGGCUGCUUCAGGACAGUUUUCCCUGGUUGUCUCUCUGUAAAAUGUGCUGUCACCCUAUGGAAUCCUAGUGAGUGUGCUAUAUCAUGUGCCCCUGCUCUGGGAAGACAGCCUAGGGUGACCAGACAGCAAGUGUGAAAAAUCAGGACAAGAGUGGGGAGUAAUAGGAGCCUAUAUAA